Capronia epimyces CBS 606.96 is the source of this 1158-nucleotide messenger RNA. RefSeq lists its product as uncharacterized. Lineage: Eukaryota; Fungi; Ascomycota; Eurotiomycetes; Chaetothyriales; Herpotrichiellaceae. Gene Ontology annotation, cellular component: membrane. The record is from RefSeq and is a predicted model, not a curated record. Gene Ontology annotation, molecular function: transmembrane transporter activity. The transcript is spliced from 5 exons. The coding region runs from base 1 to 1158 and encodes 385 amino acids. Gene Ontology annotation, biological process: transmembrane transport.
AUGUUGUCUUGGAUUGUGGGAGCCGCUGCCAAUGUCGCUGUCAUGGCGUUCCAGGUGGUCUUCCUCGCGAACCUCUUCAAUCCCAGUUACGAGUCCAAGGACUGGCAUAUCUGGCUUAUCAUGGAAGGCAUCCUCAUCAUCAACUGUUUGAUGAACGUCUUCGGCACGAGAUUGCUUCCCAUGAUCGACGCAGCCGAAUUCUGGUGGUUCCUGGGAUCCUUCUUCAUUGUGUCCAUCACGGCAGUGGCGGCCGCGAAUACUCAUCAACCGGCCAAAUUUGUCUUUGCAACCUUCAUCAACCAAACGGGCUGGAAGAACCCCUUUGUCGUUUUCAUGGAUGGUAACUUCGUGGCAUUGGACAGCAUCAGCCAUCUGUCUGAGGAGAUGUCGAACCCCAGCCGCACGGUGCCUCGGGCCAUGCUCAUGACCAUCGGUAUUGGAGCCUUGACUGAUUUGAUCGUUUGCAUCUGCUUGAUGUUUUCGGUCGGUGAGGACAAACAGGCCUUCUUCGACAGCGGGGCUCCUUACCUCACAAUCAUGCUUACAUCUACCGGCUCCAAGGCGGCCGUGGCCUGUAUCUCCACGAUGCAAUUGAUGAACAACUUCAACAGUACCACGUCCGUCAUCCAAGUCGGCAGUCGAAUCAUCUGGUCCUUUGCCCGAGAUGGCGGCUUCAUUUUCCCCAAGACAUUCAGCAAAGUCAACAAAAGCCUGGCUUGCCCCGUCCCGGCAGUCAUCAUGGCAUGGGCGAUUUCGGCUCUGGUCGCCAUUCUUUACCUGGCGUCCACCACAGCCUUCAACGCAUUGAUGUCAUGCCUCGUCAUCUUGGCCUACUUCGCCUAUGCGGUGCCUAUUAUCUGCUUGCUGCUGCGUGGAAGAACCAUGGACCGCGAAGGAACCUUCAAACUAGGGAAAGCUGGUUGGACCAUCAAUAUCCUGGCCUUGUGUUUCAUGUCUUUCCUCACAGUCUUCUUCUGCUUCCCGGUCUAUCUCCCGGCCACCAAGGAUAAUAUGAACUAUGCCUGCGUGGUCACUGCCGGUCUGAUGCUCAUUGCUUACCUGCUAUGGAUCUUUGUGGGAAAGAAAUCCUUCAAGGGGCCAUCUCUCACUGGUAUUGCUGUGGAUGAGAUUGCACGCGCACAGGAGAAGGAUGUCUGA